This is a messenger RNA of Teleopsis dalmanni, 1406 nucleotides long. RefSeq names its product deubiquitinase OTUD6B. Gene Ontology annotation, molecular function: cysteine-type deubiquitinase activity. Bases 215 to 1141 code for a protein of 308 amino acids. The record is from RefSeq and is a predicted model, not a curated record. The transcript is spliced from 2 exons. NCBI's taxonomy places the organism in Eukaryota, Metazoa, Arthropoda, Insecta, Diptera, Diopsidae. Gene Ontology annotation, biological process: protein deubiquitination.
UACUGUCAUUUAAAAUAACAGCAAUUCACAAUAGUGGUUAUUGAGAACCAACACAAUACAGUACAUCAGCUGUCAAAAGUUUUUAUUGGAGCCGCUUAUAAAAAUUAUUGUAAAUUAAAUUAGAUAUAUAAAUUUAUGUUGUAAACUAACAAUUUCAACACAAUCGCAGUUCGUUUUAUAAUAAAGUUGUUAUAUUAUACAAUAUAAAAAAACAAUGACGACUACCACCGAAUCUUUGGUUAACAAAUUGCAAGAAAUAUCAAUUGAUGAAUUAGCUGCCAGACACCGCCGAGAAAAAAAAGAGCUACAGGCUAAAAUACAAGAAAUGAAAAAGUGUGCAAAAAACGAUAAAAAGAAACGUAAGGAAUUAUUGGAAGAAAUCACUCGAUUGGAAAAUCAUUUAAUACAGCGACAACAGCAGGAGUUGAUGCUGUCACAGCAAAUAUUGCAAGAACAAAAUCAAAUCCUUUUGCUUAAUGAAAAUCACAACACUGAAGAGCUCGUGGACAAUAAAGAAAAUGCAGAAGAUGAGGAAAAACCAGAACGUAUUUCUAAAGCUCAAAAACGGCGGAAUAAAAAAGCAAACGAAGCACGUCAACGAGAAGAGGAUAUACUUGCUGCCAGCAAAGACGCGAAAAACGAACCCAAAGCGGUGGAGCAACGAAAGUUAGUAGCAAAACUGAAAGAAAUGGAUUUGAUGAUUUUUGAAGUGCCAUCAGAUGGAGACUGCCUAUACAAUGCCAUUCGUCAUCAACUUGGUUUGCAUGAUUUACAUGGUUUUACCGUUGAUGAACUUCGUGAAGAAACUGCCAAAUACAUACGUGAAAAUAAGGAUACACUUAUAUGCUUCAUGACUGACCCACAUACCGGAAAUCUAUUGGACGAUGAACAAUUCGAACACUACUGUAAGUCUGUGCAAAGCACACCUGCCUGGGGUGGUCAUAUUGAGUUAAAGGCUCUGUCAUCUGUACUUGAAAUACCAAUCGAAGUUAUUCAAGCUGAAGGUUCAAAUACGGUACAGGGAAACGAAUUCAAAGGUCCAAAGUUAACAAUAACUUACCACCGACAUAUGUAUAGUCUAGGCGAACAUUAUAACUCAACGGUGGCGUUGCUUUUGGAAGAACAUACGGAUGAUGAAUAAAUACUGCAUUUAAAACAUAUUUAAUAAAAUUGUUACGAAUUUUUAAGGCUCCUAAAAUACAAGAACUAAAGUUUUUUAUUUUUAUGAUCCAAAGUGUUCCAAUUGGUGUGGACAAUGCCAAAAAAAAGUCAAAAUUUAAUUAUAAAAGAAACUUUGUUUCAUCAACUUAUGAUGUGGCGGUGCAUCUCCACAGAGCUACAUAUGCGGCUUUGUAACAAAACUAUAGUAAUUUAUAUAAAUAUACAUCAUUUUUAAAAUGUAUUUU